Molecule: messenger RNA, 984 nt
Organism: Mercenaria mercenaria
Lineage: Eukaryota; Metazoa; Mollusca; Bivalvia; Venerida; Veneridae
Product: rapamycin-insensitive companion of mTOR-like
Exons: 4
Biological process (GO): positive regulation of phosphatidylinositol 3-kinase/protein kinase B signal transduction; TORC2 signaling
Cellular component (GO): TORC2 complex
Molecular function (GO): protein serine/threonine kinase activator activity
Source: RefSeq, a predicted model, not a curated record
ACCCUGUAGAAAAUGUGAAAGAAAUAUUGACAUAUGUUAUUAAGCAGCAUUCUUUUUCCAAAGCGAAAAAGCUUGGCUAUCUCAAUGUAUUUGUGAAGCUUAUAGACAAAUGUGGAGGCUCAGCAAACUUGGGGUUCCCUCUCAGGAGCAUCUUGAUCUGUUUAAGCGUUAAUCUGCUACAUGCUCCAAAAGAAGUCCGGGCAGGGACAUUACGUGUGAUUAAACAUCUAAUGACAGAUGAUGAAUCAGUGCAAGUUCUCCUUGAUUUACAUCUGGACUACUUUAUUGCCAGGUCUUUGGAUUUGUGUCUUGAUAAUGAAAUUGAAAGAAUUCAUGCUCAGAAGUUAACCCGUAAAUUUUCAUCUGACCUACCUGCCAAGAUGCCAAGGUCAUUAGUUCAACCUCUUGUUGCUAUUGGUAAUGAUGGAGUCAGUGAAAGAGACAGGAUGGUUCGAGCAUCGCUGGCCUGUAUUUGUGAAUUAACCUACCACAAUCCAGACCUGGUCGCCCAUUGUGGUGGUAUCAGCAUGUUGUUACGUAAGAUCCUGGAUUGUCACCAGUAUCCACGUAUCAACGAGUCCAUCGUGUCAACCAUACUUCAUCUAGUCAACUACCCAUCAACCAGACAUUUUGUACGAUUCAAUACAGACUUAGAGGUACUUUGGGAUUUUUUAUUUUUUUUUUUUUUUGCUUAAAAAUAGUAAAUGGAUGAAAUUCUGAAUUUCUGAAUGAUUUACCUAUAACAAGUUGCACCAUAAUGAUGUCAAACAUUUUCAUCUGUUUAUAUUUUACAUAGAAAGUUUGAAUUACAAGCUUUGUCAAUAGUUUUAUAUUAGAACUGUAAUAAUUAUUUAUAUCUGUUUACUGUUGAUUGGGAGAUAGGUUUUAUUGACAUGAUCCAUAUUGAGUGUGACUUGCAAUGUAUUGUGAAAAUUUUCCAUCAUUUUCUGUUUUUUCAUGGUCAUGUUGCAUUAAGAAGCUAGA